AUGACUCCUAUGUUGGAUGUCUAUGACAUUCUUCCUUUCGAUAAUCCAGAUGGUGGCGUGUGGAAACAAGGAUUUGAUAUCACAUACAAUGAAAAUGAAUGGGACAGUGAACCACUUCAGGUUUUUGUCGUGCCUCACUCGCAUAAUGACCCAGGUUGGCUGAAGACUUUUGAUGAUUACUUCAGAGAUCAGACCCAGCAUAUCUUAAAUAAUAUGGUUAUAAAACUGCAAGAAGACAAGAGAAGGAAAUUUAUGUGGUCUGAGAUUUCUUACUUUUCAAAAUGGUGGGAUGGAAUAGAUAGCCAAAAAAAGGAUGCUGUUAAAAGGUUAAUAAAAGAUGGACAGUUUGAAAUAGUAACAGGAGGAUGGGUCAUGCCUGAUGAAGCCUCUCCUCAUUAUUUUGCUUUAAUUGACCAGCUGAUAGAAGGACAUCAAUGGCUAGAAAAGAACCUUGGAGUAAAACCAAAGUCUGGUUGGGCAAUUGAUCCUUUUGGGCAUUCACCAACAAUGGCCUACCUUCUGAAACGAACAGGAUUUUCCAAUAUGCUUAUACAGAGAGUUCAUUACUCGGUUAAAAAACAUUUUGCAACACAGAAGACACUAGAAUUUUUUUGGAGACAGAACUGGGAUUUGGGAUCCAGUACAGAUAUCCUUUGUCAUAUGAUGCCUUUCUAUAGCUAUGAUGUUCCUCAUACUUGCGGUCCAGAUCCAAAAAUCUGCUGCCAGUUUGAUUUCAAACGUCUUCCUGGAGGAAGAGUAAGCUGUCCAUGGAGAGUUCCACCAGAAGCCAUUCAUGCUGGAAAUGUUCAACACAGGGCGUGGAUAAUUUUAGACCAAUACAGAAAGAAGUCAAAGCUUUUCCGUACUAAAGUUCUGUUGGCUCCACUAGGGGAUGAUUUCCGCUAUGCUGAGAGCUCUGAAUGGGAUCAGCAGUACCAGAAUUAUCAGAAGCUGUUUGAUUACAUGAAUUCUCAUCCUGAGUGGCAUGUUAAGGCCCAGUUUGGAACUUUAUCAGAUUACUUUGAAGCUCUGCGCAAAGAAAGCAAUUUGGGUGAAAAGAGCAGCAAUUCAUUUUUCCCCGUUUUAAGUGGAGACUUCUUCACUUAUGCAGAUAGAGAUCAUCAUUACUGGAGUGGAUACUUUACAUCGCGACCCUUCUAUAAACGACUGGAUAGAGUCCUGGAAUCCUACUUACGGGCAGCUGAAAUCCUCUACUCCUUCGCUUUGGUACAGUCCAGUAAAUAUGAGAAGAUGAAUGUGUUUCCUUCAGUGGAUAACUAUAAAUUGCUGACAGAAGCUAGGAGGAACCUUGGACUCUUUCAGCAUCAUGAUGCUAUUACAGGAACAUCUAAAGAUUGGGUAGUUGUGGAUUAUGGCACCAGGCUUUUCCACUCAAUAAUGAACUUGAAGAAAGUGAUAAUUGAUUCUGCACAUAUUCUUAUCCUAAAGGAUAAAGGCGCUUAUAAUUAUGACACAUCAAGUCCAUUCCUGAAGAUGGAUGAUGUUCAGUCUUCCCAAGAUUCUUUGCCACACAAGACAGUUAUAAAGCUGACAUCGCAACCGAGGUAAAUAAUUUACAUAUUACUUACUGUCUGA
Molecule: messenger RNA, 1596 nt
Organism: Phaethon lepturus (White-tailed tropicbird)
Lineage: Eukaryota; Metazoa; Chordata; Aves; Phaethontiformes; Phaethontidae
Gene: MAN2A1
Product: mannosidase, alpha, class 2A, member 1
Exons: 11
Biological process (GO): mannose metabolic process; protein deglycosylation; N-glycan processing
Cellular component (GO): Golgi membrane
Molecular function (GO): alpha-mannosidase activity
Source: RefSeq, a predicted model, not a curated record